This is a messenger RNA of Carassius gibelio (silver crucian carp), 2414 nucleotides long. RefSeq names its product interferon-induced protein with tetratricopeptide repeats 5. The coding region runs from base 153 to 1580 and encodes 475 amino acids. The record is from RefSeq and is a predicted model, not a curated record. NCBI's taxonomy places the organism in Eukaryota, Metazoa, Chordata, Actinopteri, Cypriniformes, Cyprinidae. Gene Ontology annotation, biological process: defense response to virus. The transcript is spliced from 3 exons. Gene Ontology annotation, molecular function: protein binding. Gene Ontology annotation, cellular component: cytosol.
AUUUAUCAAACAGACGUCCUAGAUAAGCCAAGUUUUCAAUUUCCAUUCUGAGUUCGACACUCCCAUCUCUAGAAAAGGUUAAUAAAGCUUGCACCACCUUCCUCCUCAAACAGAUCCUGAAACAUUUAUCAAACAAACGUCCUAGAUAAGGUAUGGAUCCGGACAGAACUUUGAGAGCAAAACUUCUCCAGUUGGAAUGCCACUUCACCUGGGCUCUGAACAGAGAUGAUAUAGAUCUAAAUGAUGUUCUCAAUAGACUGCAAGAACAGAUUAAGCUGUACUUCGGAAAGAAAGAAGGCCUUGCCAAAACUUACAGUCCUUUGGCCUAUGUCCAGUUCCUUCUGGGGUUUCACGAGGAGGCACAUAAUAAUCUCAUGACAUCCGUGAAGCUACUCAUGGAAUGCCACCAGGAUGAAUUUCAUAAAACUCUCAUUGUCACUUAUGGAAACCUUGCCUGGCUAAACUACCACAUGAAGAACUACAAAGAAUGUGAAAGUUACCUGAAGAAGCUUCAGAAGAUAAAUGAAACCUUACUCACUGAGUGGUCAUCUGUUCCAGAGGUGCUUGGUGAAAAGGGAUGGACUUUUCUUAAAUUCUCACAAACAUAUUACAACAGAGCCAAAGAAUGUUUCAGGAAGGCUUUAGAAAGUGAACCAGAGGAAGGCGAAUGGAAUGCUGGUUAUGCAAUUGCUCUGUAUCGCACCGAAUUCGAGAAUUCCAGUUUGGAUAAUUCGCCUACAAUAAAGCAGCUGAAACGAGCCAUUGCCACGAAUCCAGAGGAUGAUGUUCUCAAAGUCCUCUUAAGCAUGCGGCUGAUUGUUUACAAAAAGUACAAAGAGGCUGAGAGUUUGGUAGAGAAGGCUUUAGAAAGAUCUCCAGAUCACCCACAUGUCAUGCGAUAUGUUGCAAAAUUCUUCAGGAGUCAAGGAAGUGUGGACAGGUCAAUUCAUCUUUUGAAGCGAGCACUGGAAAAAUCACCCGAUUCGAGUUUCAUACAUCAUCAGUUAGCUCUUUGCUAUAAGUUUAAGAAAAUCCAACUGUUGCAGGAGCAAAGUCACCAUGCCAAAGGGGCAAAAGUUCAACAGAUUCGCGAUCAAUGCAUCUAUCAUUUAGAAAAGGCCACCAGCCUGACAGCCUCCUUCAUUUCUGCAAUGAGCGAUCUAGCGCUGCUGUAUGGAGAGAACCGGGAUAUGUCACGGGCUGAGGAGCUGUUUCAGCUCGCUUUUAAAGCAGCCAGAGAGAAAAACGACAAUCUACAUGUUGUCAAUUUUUGUUAUGCUGAAUUCCAGCUCUACUGCCACAGAUGUGAGUCGUCAGCUAUCAAAUACUUCAUGGAAUGUCUAAAGAUUAAACAGAAUUUACAAGAAGGGAAGAAAAGUGCCAACAUUUUAAAGAAGAUCGCUGACAAACGAAUUCAGAGAAACUCAAGUGAUGUGGAGGCUUAUGGGAUACUAGGGUUCCUUCAUAAGGUAAAUGGGGAGAAACGUCAAGCCAUUGAGUGCUAUGAGAAAGCUCUGAGUUAUGAAGACAAUGAUGAGUUCCUCAGUAACCUUAGUGAACUCAGGAUGUCCUCACAGUAAAGUCAUCACAUAUUAAAUGCUUACACUAUCAGAUGUACAUAAUGUAAUAUGCAUUUGAUUGUGCUUCAUGUACUGACACUUUAUGGCUAUUUAUUCUAUUAAUGUAUAAUGACGAUUAAGUCAGAAUAAAUAAAAUAUACUCUACCUUUAUGUUUAUGUUUUAAGAUUAAAGUAACUAAGGCCUAACAUCUAGUUGGCUAAAAAUAUUUUACAGGAUUUCUAAACUGUCAUUAUCCAAAGGCACUUUACACUAAGAGCUUAAAGUUUAAAUAACAUUAUCAUAUAAAUAUAAUGCUUGUUUGUUUUUCCGGUUGUUUUUUUUUAUUUUAUUUAUUUUUUCACAGAUCAGAACUUAUACCACAGGUAAUGUUGGUCAUAAGAAAGGUAAAUAGUUUCCUUUCAGAUCCCAAAGAUAGUUUAAUGUAAUGAUUGAUUGCAUUGGAGUGUGGCACGAAUUUGUGAAACAAACAAACAAGUGAAAUUAAAUGUAAUUUUAUGUUAUAUGUUCUCUCCACAAAAAAAAAAAAAAAAAGUAAUAUAAGAAUUAUAAGGCACUGGUAAAAUAAAACAUUUACCUUUAACUUAGCAUUUAGCCAUCUCAAUCAUUUGACGGCAUUUUGUUCCCCACGUGUUUUCCAUGACCCAGUUUUCCCUCAUGUUUAUUAUGUUUAUUGAUCCUAGGUGCAUCUCAUCCAUCUUCUAAUGCAUUUAAGUCCCAGCUUUAGCGUUUGCUGUUUGUCUGGUAUUGAAUGAAUACGUGGUUCUUUGUGUGUACUCCUGCCUGCCCUGUGUUAUACCUUGGUUUUGUAUUAUUAAAGACCAGUGUUUGAGUUA